AUGCCAGUACUGCAUUUGAAUGUGAUGUUAUGGAAAGCUCUUCUUCCGCCACAUGUAUAUUUUUUCUGGGUUUCUCAGGAGCUUUUGAGGAAACUACAGUCCAUAUAUUCAUCUGUCACCAAUUCAUCCCAAAAUUCUGUAUCAAAUGAGCUUUCAGAUGAAUUCUUCUCAGGGGACCAAGAACAGUAUAAAGCACACCACACAGAUGUUGAAUAUAAGUACCUUUCCGCGAGGAUGAGUAUCACAGCAAAAGAUGAUGACAUUGUGAAGAUAUCUCGACAAAGAGCUCCAUGCUUCUGGUGGUUUCGUAACAUCAGGUUAAAGUUAGGCAAUACUCAAAUUGAAGGUUUCGCACUCCUGGCUUCUCUCCUGUUGCUUAUAUACUAUUUCGCAAGGAGAAAACAGGCCACGUUGAAGAGGUAA
Messenger RNA from Striga hermonthica, 423 nucleotides. The record is from the annotation of a GenBank genome assembly. NCBI's taxonomy places the organism in Eukaryota, Viridiplantae, Streptophyta, Magnoliopsida, Lamiales, Orobanchaceae.